Messenger RNA from Symbiodinium necroappetens, 396 nucleotides. The record is from the annotation of a GenBank genome assembly. Lineage: Eukaryota; Dinophyceae; Suessiales; Symbiodiniaceae.
GAGCAGCAAGAGCAGUACGAGUAUGAGGGUAUGCUCGAGGUGGAGCGUCGCCGCGCAGAGUUGGAGCACGCCCGUCGUCAGCAGGUCGAGGAGAAACUUGCCAUGGCCGUGGAGCUGAACGAAGAGGCGCUCGCGACCAUGAUGACGAUGUCGGAGGCCCAUGAGCAGAAGUUGCAGGAAAUGCAGGCUUUGCGCGUGGAGCAGCUCAGCCUGGAACGCAAAGACCGGCUGCAGGCGGAGGCCGAAGUCCGGCAGUUGCAGGCUGAGCUAGAGAAGUUUUCCGUUGUCUCCAUCUCGGACUCGGAGCUGGCCGCAGAGGCAGAGACAGCCGCCGCGAGCAGCUCCACGCUGCCCGAUGCACGGCCGCACACUGCCGAGACGCAGCCCUCCUUGCGG